This is a messenger RNA of Crotalus tigris (Tiger rattlesnake), 1264 nucleotides long. Its product is annotated as complement factor H-like. The transcript is spliced from 5 exons. The coding region runs from base 219 to 833 and encodes 204 amino acids. The record is from RefSeq and is a predicted model, not a curated record. Lineage: Eukaryota; Metazoa; Chordata; Lepidosauria; Squamata; Viperidae.
UUAUCAUUGUAACACAAAGUUCCCAAGAUUCCCAUGGAGUCCUUUGUUAUCUGUUAAGGUCAUAUUUUUUAUUCCAGUAAUAUUUCUUCCUCCAAGGUUCCUUGACACCAAGCAAACAAUAUAAAAUGAGGAAAGGAUGGUAGUAGCUGGAAGAAAUCACCUGCGAAAGCCAGACUGCUGAAGUGAGGUCUGGUGGUUCAGACAUUGCCUGAAGAGCUAUGAAGAGCUGGCUGCUCCUGAUUGCUGCUUUUCUUAUCUGGCCAGGCUGCUCUUCUCAAAAUAAAAUUACAUGCAACUCUCCAAGAAUCUCAAAUGGUUCUUUCCGACCUAAAAGAAGUAUAUACUAUGAUAGGGAUCUAAUCCAAAUUCAGUGUAACAAUGGAUUUACCUUUGAACCAGAUAAUGGAGGACAGGUGGUUGAAUGCACAAAAAAAGGAUGGUCACCUCCACCAAAAUGUGUCUUAGAAAUGACUUGCCAGAUAGAUCAUAUUGAACAUGGAACCAUAUUAUCUGCAAAGUUUGUUUAUAAGGAAGGUGAGAGAAUAUGGUUCUCCUGUAAUGAAGGAUACAGAUAUGUUGGCAGACCAGAUGCCUUAUGUACUAAGAAUGGAUGGAGUACAAAACCUCAAUGUACAAAAAUUCAGUGUCCCCCUCCAGAAGUGAGGAAAGGUUACAUUCAACCUAGCCGAUCUCAAUACAUGUACAAUGAUGAAAUUACAAUAUUCUGUCGUAGAAAUAAAUUUUCUAACAUUAUGAGACUCCCCUGCAAAAUUUCUAAAUGUACUGCUAAUGGUUGGAACCCCCCUGCUCUCUGUGGAGGCCUCAGACAAUGAAUGACGGCAGCCCAUUUUAUCCAGCAUGUGGACGUCAGUAAUCACAAAUAAUUUUCUUUAAUAACCCUACAUGAAACUUCACUGUGUUUGUUCAAUCCACGAACUAUGCAACUGUUGACUAUGGAUCUUGAAGAUAAGAGUCUACUUUCUAAAAGCUGCAUUUUAGUACUUAUUAUUAUUGGUGAAAUGGUAAUGCAAUUUUCAAUAAAUAUAUAGGCCAUUUUUAACUAUUAUAAUAUGUGAUAUACAUUUUUCAAAAUGUACCUGAAGUCAAUAAUGUAACAAUGUAUAAAUUUUAGCCAAAACAUUUGAUUAAUGAGAAUUACCAAUCAUUAACCUUUCUUAAAUCAGUGACAAUGGAACAUUGAAAUUGAUAUUUUAGAAUGAAGAAGUGUUGAGUUCAUUAAAUGAAUAAAAUUCAUCUGCAAAAA